UGUUUUUCUUGAAAAAUAAUUAGUCUGUUGUAAAUUACUCUUAACGCUAUAUUACAGCUAAAAUACCCUUACCGUAGCCGUAACUAAAGAGGUUUUAAAUUGCUUAUAGGAUCUUAAACAAUAUUAGUUGUUCAAAGUGCGCCGGAAGAUAUAUUUGGAAUCCACGAGAGUGUCACAAAAGGAGUCAAACUCUUAAGGCUUAGACUGGGAGUAUAGACCAGAAAAAUAGAAAGCACAAAAUGAGGAUCAGCUACCUAUUUCUGCUGCUUCUGUUAUUCUCCACGAUGACUGUCUUGGACGCGAAUCGCAUUGUGAAUGGAGUACCCAUCGACAUACGGGAAGCACCUUGGCAGGUAUCGAUACAAAAAUAUGGGUUUCACUUUUGUGGUGGCUCAAUUUUGAGCAGUCAAAUAAUCGUAACUGCUGCGCAUUGUUUGAUAAACAUGGAUGCAAAAACUUUAAGUAUACGAGCUGGAUCUCGGUUUUGGAAAAAUGGUGGCCAGGUUAUGAAGGUAGCGAAAAUAAAGGCUCAUGAUGGAUUUUCACCGAAGAAAUAUCUUAAUGACAUUGCACUUAUGCGAUUGGCAAGACCGCUAAAGCUUGGACCCCUUGCGCAGAAGAUUGAGCUUCCUACAAGCGUUCCAAGUGAUGGAUCUGGAGCCUCUGUUUCAGGUUGGGGUCUUCUCAAAGCGGAAUCAAGAGAGCGUCCAACGAUCCUGCAAGCAGUGAAGCUUCGUAUAAUGGAUUACAGAAAAUGCCAAAAGACCAAGUAUGGACAAAAUGGUUAUUUAAUCAGCAGGCAAAUGAUCUGUGCCAGCUUAAAUUCCAACGACGCAUGCCAGGGUGAUUCUGGUGGACCCUUGGUCUCCAGAAAGCGACUUGUUGGUAUUGUAUCUUGGGGUAAAGGAUGUGCCUCAUUGGGCUUUCCAGGAGUAUACACCAAUGUUGCAUAUUAUUUAAAGUGGAUAAGCACAGAAAUUAAAAAACUGACCAACUGUUAAAAAAAAGAUCACGUGCUUAAAGUAUAGCAAUAAAAGUUUUGUGAUUUAGUGGAAUACCUAUGUUAA
This is a messenger RNA of Drosophila montana, 1067 nucleotides long. Its product is annotated as trypsin beta-like. The coding region runs from base 240 to 1001 and encodes 253 amino acids. Gene Ontology annotation, biological process: proteolysis. NCBI's taxonomy places the organism in Eukaryota, Metazoa, Arthropoda, Insecta, Diptera, Drosophilidae. The transcript has a single exon. The record is from RefSeq and is a predicted model, not a curated record. Gene Ontology annotation, molecular function: serine-type endopeptidase activity.